Scleropages formosus (Asian bonytongue) is the source of this 4254-nucleotide messenger RNA. RefSeq names its product LIM homeobox transcription factor 1, alpha-like (gene lmx1al). Lineage: Eukaryota; Metazoa; Chordata; Actinopteri; Osteoglossiformes; Osteoglossidae. The record is from RefSeq and is a predicted model, not a curated record. Gene Ontology annotation, cellular component: nucleus. The coding region runs from base 142 to 1365 and encodes 407 amino acids. Gene Ontology annotation, biological process: neuron differentiation; regulation of transcription by RNA polymerase II. Gene Ontology annotation, molecular function: DNA-binding transcription factor activity, RNA polymerase II-specific; RNA polymerase II transcription regulatory region sequence-specific DNA binding. The transcript has 9 exons.
AGGAGCGGAGUCGCGAGGCAGGACUGCGGCACGAGCCCUGAGGUCGGAGUACUACAGUAACACGUCUACAGCAACACAGCGACUCCACAACAAGGCAACUGCGCGGAGUAGCGUCCUUUGCCUUUCGGCUUGCGCGCGUUGAUGCUCCUGACGGAAGUGCCGGACGACGUGUCUUUGUCCAGCAAACACUCGGGAGGACAGAGGGACGCAAUGAAAACGGAGGAGACGCAGUCCUGUCUGCAGCAAGGUCCCCCCGCUACCUCCUUUGGGUCUGAACACGGGGGUGCCGGUGAGGUGUGUGCGGGCUGUGAGUCUCCGAUUGCCGACCGUUUCCUGCUGCGGGUAAAUGAACGCUCGUGGCACGAGACAUGUGUCAAGUGCGCCGUGUGUCGGACCACGCUCAGCGGCACGUGCUACUGCCGCGACCGGCUGCUCUACUGCAAGCAUGACUACGAGAAGCUGUUUGUGCGGAAGUGCAGCUCCUGCCUGCAGGUGAUCGGUCGCUCAGAGCUCAUCAUGCGCGUCCUAGGCCAGGUGUACCACCUGGGCUGCUUCAGCUGCUGCGAGUGCGAACGCCGGCUGCAGCGGGGUGACGAGUUUGUCCUCAAGGAGGGACAACUGCUGUGCAGGGGCGACUACGAGAAGGAGAGGGAGAUGCUGGCUGCCAUCAGCCCCACCCCCACUGAAUCAGUGAAGAGCGAGGAUGAGGACGGCGGAGGCGGCUCUGUGGAGAAGGGUGGCGACGAUGGCAAGGAGCACAAGAGGUCCAAGCGCCCGCGAACCAUCCUGACCACACAGCAGCGCCGUGCAUUUAAGGCCUCCUUCGAGGUGUCCUCCAAGCCCUGUCGCAAGGUCAGGGAGACUUUGGCCGCAGAGACGGGACUGACUGUGCGGGUCGUGCAGGUCUGGUUCCAGAACCAGAGGGCCAAGAUGAAGAAGAUUGCCCGCCGACAACAGCAGCAGCAGCAACAGCAGCAGGAGCAAGAGCAGCUUGGUGGGGCCCGGAGGGGCCAGAGUCGGGGAGGCAGACAGAGCAACGACGACAGUGAAGAUGGUUCCAGUGGCCAUGGACUAGACAGCCUAAUGGCAUAUUCGUCGUUGCCACGGCAGCAGCUACUGGCUCUGGACCCCAACAUAUAUGGGGGAGAGCCAUUCCGUCAUGGCCUCACCCCCCCACAGCUGGGCCCAGAGCAGCUGCACUCCUACGAUUCGGAGACUGUCUUCCAUGAUCUCGAUAGUGAAGCAAGCCUGAGUCACUUGGGCGACUGUCUCUUGGCAACAGCGGAGGGUGGCCUCUUAUCUGGACGGGUGGGGAACCCCAUUGAUCGCCUCUACUCCAUGCAGAACUCCUACUUCACCUCCUGACCCUGUGAGCUCUGAGUCCCAUUACAGACUUCACCACCAGCCAGCUUGUUACGGUGGUGUCCCAGUCUGCCCACCCAAGUCCUUUAAAACUACAUCUCGGCAGCAACUAUGGCUAUCUACACACCUCCCAUUCGUUUCCAGAAACAGUCCACCUCCACUGUAUAAGCCGAUGAAAACUCUACUUGUCAUGAAAAUCAUGGAUAACUGCCAGCCCAAGCGGAGUGGCAAACCCGACUGUAAAUUGAGUUUUUUUAAAAGUACUGUUUAUAGCUUAUUGCUGUUCUUCGCCUGUGCUGUUCUGAAAAAAAUUCAAAGCAGAAAUUUUACACAUCAGUGAUAUGCUUAUGUGAUGGGGAAGUGAGGCAGAAGCAGCAGAUUCUGACACACCGAGCGUCAGGCAGUACUCGCCGACUCUGAUGCUGACGCUUUCCAGGCCAUCGACCUUAAUAUUUCAAAGAUCAGCGAAGCAGGCAUGGCAGAGAGUAUCAGAUUGCGGGGAGCUCCCCCUUCAUGUAUAUAUUUUUUCUCUUGGUCAGAGGUGGAGUCCUUGGCACUUGAGUCUAGCAGUGCUUUGAUUUGUGGCGAGCAGGGGCAGUUUCACUCAUUAACUUCUAAUCUUCAGCUGCCCGCAUGAGAGCCAAAGGUGGGUGCAUGAGAAGGGCUUGUGGGUUGGGGAGUGGGGGUGGUUACAUAUGACGACAGGUUCGUGAUGCUCAAAGAAAUUUGCUCAGUGGUCUUCCAGGUUCGGUGGGGCUGGAGGUGGGAGGGUCAUUCAUUUGCCUGGUGUGGGGUCGUUGUGUCAUACGUGAACAUUUAGGGAAGAGUCGAUGAGUUAGGUCAGUCUACGUGUUUGGGGUGAGCUAAAAGGGAGGAUAUUUCUAUUACCAGGAGUUGUGCAAUCUGGGUAGCUUGAGGUCAGUAAUGACAAGGGUCCACCAAAAAGGUGAAGGGAUGUGUAUUAUGUGAGUUUGUGCUCAGGGUACUGUGUGCUGAGCUGUGUGAUGAGGUCAGGGUGUUAUUAGGGUAAUUUGGGAAGGAGUAUCAAAGAAAUACAGCAUGCACAUGGGCCAGUGCGAAGGUUACUGGUAGUGUCGCCAGUAUAUUGGGAGAUUGAGAAUUAAAAGCGUCAACUGCCCUAAGGCCACGGUGGAGCUGCAUUACCUCAUCCAGGGAUCUGAACUGAGCCUUGGAAGUGCAGGAACUCCGCGUGAACCCACGUUCUAGUUUCGCUGUGGUUUGUGUGAGAUUUUGUUCAGAGGAUCAUAUUCUCUUGAGUCAGCAAAAAAGGUUCUUAGAUAUAUUUCUAUGAUUUCUAGGAAGUGGUCCAAGCCCCACCCCCAAAAAUGUUGUAUCAUUUAAAAACAAAAUAUCCUAUAUGCGGUACACUGGGACUUUACCUUGUAGCAUGCACAGUUCGGGAGAUAGACUUAAAAACUUAUGUCCCGUAGUGUGGACAAAAAAUAACGGCUGGGUCCUAGGAUGUUAACAAGAAAGCCAAAAUUAGACAAUUUCCCAAAAAUCAGAACGUAACGUACAUCCUAAUGUCAACAUUAAAAAAUGACAUCAGCUUUUGAUCGACUAUAGACAUAAGUAGGAAUGCAGUAACAUUAUUGAGUUCACGUUAGGGGAUAUUUUGAGACCAACCUUGUAGUGUCGUUAUGGACUAUAAUUAGAUUGUGAAUCAGUAUAAAUGUCUUGAACCGUUUGUUUCGGUCACAGUUUGGAGAGUCCAAGCAAACGUGUCCAGCGCCUCGUCGUUGGGAACAAAGUACUUGGAUGAGCAGGAGCAAACAGGGUCGCUAAGGUCACAGGGUCAUCGAGAAGGAAAGGUGAAAGGUCCACAGGGUUUAUUUAAAGGGAGGAGGAGACAGCACAGGGAAUAUUGUCCUGUUUUAAUGUGAGUUGGUGAACACUCAGAAAACCACUAGUUUGAUUGGAAGGUGUCAAGAUGUACAGCAAACGUGAGGAUAUUUUGAAAUUAUGCUCUGAGGUAUAAUCAAUGAUUGUGCUACUACUGUAGAUAUAAUUACUACUGCUGUUUUUUGGUGUUGCCACUGCUGUUAUUUGGGUUUGUACUUGAAGACUCAUCUGGUGAGGUAUUUUGUACUGUUUUCUUGUGGCUGUGAUUUGAAGUUUAUCGAUGUUGAAGUACUUGUGCAGCAGCAUGGCGUCAUCUGAAAAGCAUGAAGACAUGACUACACCCGUCACGGGGGAACGUGGAGAAGCAUCUCAACGCGGAACACGGAAAAAGCCAGUUUGCAAACCGGGACUCUUCCUCCCUUUGCAUGUUGGUAAAAGAUCUGACAUUCCUGCUUCCAGGGAGGCUGUUCACAGCGAUAGACUUGCGUGUUCCUGAGACAGCGGCGCAUGUCGAUCGUUCUCUUCCGCUUCAGGGCCGCUGGGGCUGUGCCCUGUGCGAGUCCCUCCGCUUUACACGAGUGUAACGUCACGUUUCCAUGUUUUCAAUACAGUGUGACUCCAUCUGGUAGCCGUGACCCUGAGGUUUUAUUUCCAUCCCACCUACACACACAACCGAAGUGCACAGCUAUCAAAAAGCACAUGCUAUUGAAGACAAGCUGUCAACAGUUUGUAUUUAGUGUAGGCACAUUAUUAUUAAGAUGUAUCCAAAUCCAUAAUUUAUUAAUACUCUCCCUCUUAAGAUUCUUGUUUAGCAGAAGUAAUGGAACUUCCAGAAAGAAGGUUUAGUCAUGUGUUUCCCCUCCUUGCUUUUUAAUACCUGAUCCAGAAAAUUUGGAAUGUUCUGCUCCUUGGUCAAAGAACUCAUAACUCAACAGACACUCCCUUCUCUGUCCCUCUCUCUCCAUCUGAACAGAGGUCAUAACUCAGCAAUCCACCCCCCCUUCCAUCCCUCCCUCUGUCUCUCUCAGG